AAAAAAGAAAAAAAAAAAAAAAAAAAAAAAGGCGGAUUCAUUAACGCAACAAAAAAAAAGAAAUCACAUCUCACACAUCACAUCCUGUCAUGUCCUUUUUACGCUCACGUCCACCUAUUCAGACCAAUCGUGCACAGCAGCGCAGAGCCCUCGGGGCAGGCACAGGCGUCGGUACUGGCCCUACUAUUAAGCGAAAGAUUGAAAAGCCUGCGCCCCAGGCAAUACCUGAGAAUCAUACGGACUAUAAGCUGGUUUCAACCUCACGAGAUGUCUUGCAUCAUGUUAUGCGUUUUCAUGGAACAAAAGAAGUGGACCCAUCUACAUUCACUGCACCUGUCAAGUUGCAACGCAAGCGAAAUGAGACCAACCAUUACUAUCGCGGAUAUAACUAUCAAAACAAAUACAAUAACCAAAAUAAUAAGACAGGCGAUGACAAGAAGGAUGGCGCCACCACAGGGGCAGGAGGUGGCGCUAACGGAGGUACCCCUGGGGCACCAUCAACAGGCCCAACAACAGGAGCAGACACAUCCUUGAUUGCACCCUAUAGCGGAGCGAAGCGGACGAGACAGAUUUAUAUUGCUAAUGAAGAAGAACGGAAGAAAAAGGAGAUUGAAGCUGCACCUUGGGUCAUUGAGGACUAUGAUAGUAAAAACAACUGGACCGGCCAACUCGAAGGAGGCCAACACGCAAACUAUGUCCUGUUUGUGUUUUCAGAUGACGGUUUUAAAGUCGUACCUGCUGAUAAGUGGUACAAAUUCUCUCCAAAGAUUCCAUAUACAACCCUUACUGCCGAGGAGGCUGAAGAGCAGUAUCAAAAGUCACAGAAGCAGAACAAUAACAUCCGAUGGCUUAUGAGAUCCAAGAACAAGACAAAAGCAGAAGACGGCGAGGAAGGCGUUGAAGAGGAUGCGGGACAUGAACAAUUGAUGACUGUUGAUCAUGAGGAUGACGUUGGAUACGACGAAGAUGAGGCUAAGGAACGAAAGAAAAAACGCGGAAAACAUGGUGAUGUGGAUGAAAUGGACUUUGAUGAAGUCUGGCAAGAUGACGAAGAGAUGCCAGCCGAGAUGCCAGGAUUUGAAGAUGACGCCAAGGACGAUUCCCGGAGAAACCAAGGGCCAUCUAUGGAUUCUGAUGAAGAUGAGGAUGAAGAGGAUGAUAGGGGUCGUUUGACCGAAACUGGAAAAGCGGUUAAAAAAGCUCUUUUGAAAUUGCAAAAGAACAAGGUCUAUGCAAGUGAUGAUGACAAAGAUCCAUAUGCGAGUGAUAAAGAUUCGUCCGAUUCUGACUUAGAUGAGGUUGAUAAAGAGAAAGAAAUGAAGAAGGAGGACGAGUCGAAUCCUUUAUCACAAGAGACAGCUAAACAAAAGGGCAAGGGCAAAGCCAAUGCUAAGGCGCCAUUGAUUGCCAAGAAGGCGAACGCUGCCAAAGCUGCCACACCCAAUAAACCCGUCACUGCCAAGGCGGUCAAGACUAAAGUACCCAUGCCGACGCCCCGGAAUGUCAAUGCGAGCGCCAAUGUCAAGACUGGGGCUUUAUCUUCUCAAAGUCCAAAACUGCCUAGCAACGGCAUUGCAUCCUCCCCUGCUGCGGCUGGGGUAGUUGAGAAGAAGCGUAAGAAAAUGGGCGAUGCUAACGAAGCGGCAGAUGAUGGCCCAAGUAGAAAGCAGCCUCGAUCUAAUGAGCUGGCACCAUCAGCACCAUCAUCAAGUGCUAAUGCUCCUGCAGAUACUGGAGCACCUGGAGAUGAUUCAAUGCUUAUUACAGAGGCAGAAGUGAUAGCGCUACUCAAGAGUCGACCACAGGUGACCACCCGCGACUUGAUUGUGGACUUGAAGAAGAAGCUGCGGAAGGAACCUCGUAACAAAAAUAUCCUUGCUGCUAUUGUUAAGAAAGUAGCAACACCUCAUGACGGCAUUCUGGUGCUGAAGGAAGGCUUGUAAAAAAAAAAUAGCCUGUUGCUGCCUCUAUUUUAUGCAGGACAUUUGUGUUGGAGAGAUUAGACUUGUUCUUUUAUUAGUUACUUUGAAGUCUUCUCCACUUUCUUAUUGUAAAAAUAAAGACGACGGUUG
Messenger RNA from Lobosporangium transversale, 2072 nucleotides. RefSeq lists its product as hypothetical. Gene Ontology annotation, cellular component: transcription factor TFIIF complex; nucleus. Gene Ontology annotation, molecular function: DNA binding; TFIIF-class transcription factor complex binding; RNA polymerase II general transcription initiation factor activity. The coding region runs from base 90 to 1943 and encodes 617 amino acids. The record is from RefSeq and is a predicted model, not a curated record. Gene Ontology annotation, biological process: transcription initiation at RNA polymerase II promoter; positive regulation of transcription elongation by RNA polymerase II. NCBI's taxonomy places the organism in Eukaryota, Fungi, Mortierellomycota, Mortierellomycetes, Mortierellales, Mortierellaceae. The transcript has 7 exons.